Oryctolagus cuniculus (rabbit) is the source of this 439-nucleotide messenger RNA. RefSeq names its product mitochondrial pyruvate carrier 2. Gene Ontology annotation, biological process: pyruvate import into mitochondria. NCBI's taxonomy places the organism in Eukaryota, Metazoa, Chordata, Mammalia, Lagomorpha, Leporidae. Gene Ontology annotation, cellular component: mitochondrial inner membrane. The record is from RefSeq and is a predicted model, not a curated record.
GACAUGUCAGCCGCCGGCGCCCGAGGCCUGCGGGCCACCUACCACCGGCUCCUGGAUAAAGUGGAGCUGAUGCUGCCCGAGAAACUGAGACCGUUGUACAACCACCCGGCAGGUCCCCGCACAGUUUUCUUCUGGGCUCCAAUUAUGAAAUGGGGAUUGGUGUGUGCUGGAUUGGCUGACAUGGCAAGACCUGCAGAAAAACUCAGCACAGCUCAGUCUGCUGUUUUGAUGGCUACAGGGUUUAUUUGGUCAAGAUACUCCCUCGUAAUUAUUCCAAAAAAUUGGAGUCUAUUUGCUGUUAAUUUCUUUGUGGGGGCAGCAGGAGCCUCUCAACUCUUUCGCAUUUGGAGAUAUAACCAAGAACUAAAAGCUAAAGCAAACCAAUAAAAGAGUUCCUGACCACCUGAACAAUCUAAAUAUGGACAUAACCACUGGGACC